CACACUUGUAAUAGUGUGGCUUACUCGAGGAGAAAGGGAGAGCCCGCAUCUUUUCUUCCUCGCAGCGCGUUUCCCCCAGUAUUUCUUAUUUGCACGCGUUGAGCUCGUGUACGAUGGCGUCUUGGACUCCCCAACCUGCAGGAUUGCAGGAAAUCCUGCAGACAAUCCGUGACUCAACCGACACUCAAAACAAAGUACAGCGGGCCAUAACCCAUAAACUCAACAGUUUCACCCGGGUGCCCGACUACAUUGCAUAUCUGGCAUAUAUAUUGUCUGCUAUGCCACAAGAGGAGGACCAGAUCCGAACAAUUGCUGGAUAUCUACUCAAGAAUAAUGCGCGUCUGAUACUCAUCGCAUUGCCCGAGGUGGCAGAGUAUGCCAAGUCAGCGGUGUUGUCAGCUUUCCGUGACUCGUCUGCUCUCAUUCGCACCGCCGCUGGCCAAGACAUCGUCGCAUUUCUUGGUGCUCUCGAGCCUAGGAACUGGCCCGAUUGUCUGGAGCAGCUUCUCGCCAUGUUAGACGAUCCCAAUAGCCAAGAGGCUGCGUUCAGCGUCUUUGAGAAAGCUUGCGAAGAUUUUCCUCGCAAGCUAGACAUCGAGAUCAACGGGACACGUCCAUUAGACUUCAUGAUCCCCAAAUUCCUCAUGCUAUCCGAACAUCCUUCUCCAAAAAUGCGAUCGCACGCUGUAGCCUGUCUCUCGUACUUCGUGCCAGUGAGCUCUCAGUCGCUAUUCGCUCACAUCGAUGCAUUCAUCGCAUGUCUCUUCAAACGAGCCUCUGACGAGGACCCGAGUGUCCGUCGUCAUGUAUGCCAAGCUUUGGUAUUACUCCUAGCCGCCCGCCCGGAGAAACUCAUGCCGGAGAUGGCAAAUGUUGCCGAGUACAUGCUCUAUUCUACCAAGGACAAGAACGAGAGCGUGGCACUGGAGGCGUGUGAGUUUUGGUUGACUUUUGCCGAGGAUCCUGAGCUUGCGCCCUACUUGCGUCCGUUGCUGGGCCGUGUCGCGCCUGUCUUGCUCGACUGCAUGAUAUACGGGGAAGAUGACCUCAUCUGGUUGGAGGGCGACGCGGAGGAUACGAAUGUUCCGGACAAGGAGUCCGACAUCAAACCACGUCAUUAUGGAGGGAAGGCACAUGGUAUGGAGCGGGAGGGACCUCAGAAUGGUGAAGGGGGUACGAAGCGGAGUGCCUAUGCUGAAGACAAUUUGGAUGACGAAGAAGAUGACGAUUACGACUUGGACGACGACGACGAUUUCGCUGACGAGAUGUCUACUGAAUGGAAUCUGCGCAAGUGUGCGGCUGCUGCGCUGGAUGUGCUCGCAGUUCGCUUUGGCGCUGAGCUUCUGAAUGUUCUGCUCUCGCCAUUGAAAGAUAAACUUUGGAGUACCGAUUGGUUGGAGAGGGAGAGUGCUAUUCUUGCUCUAGGUGCCAUGGCAGAAGGUUGCAUCGAUGCUAUCGAAGAACAUCUUAAGGUUCUGGUCCCAUAUCUCAUCAACACGUUAAACGAUCCGAAGCCCCUUGUGCGAUCUAUCACGUGCUGGACUUUGGGCAGGUAUGCGAGCUGGUGCACGCAACCCGUAUCGGAAGAGCAUAAGAACCAGUAUUUCAUCCCGACGAUGGAAGGUCUUCUUCGGAUGGUCCUGGACGACAACAAACGUGUGCAAGAGGCGGGUUGCAGCGCAUUUGCCACUCUCGAAGAAGAUGCUGGCUCUGAGCUGAUUCCUUACCUCGAGCCAGUACUGCGGAAUUUAGUCUUCGCGUUCCAGAAAUAUCAACAUAAAAACAUGCUUAUUUUGUACGACGCUGUUGGGACCCUCGCCGAUUCCGUCGGACGCGCGCUGUCAAAUCCUACCUUCGUCGACAUAUUAAUGCCGCCGCUUACUGCUCGGUGGAACAAGCUACAAGACGAUGAUGACGACUUAAUCCCUCUCCUCGAGUGUCUCGCAUCAGUCACUAUCGCGAUGGGGCCUGGAUUUGCUCCAUAUGCUCCCCUGGUGUUCCAACGCUGCAUAAACAUCGUACAUCAGCAACUUCUUUACUACCAAGCAUACCAACAGAAUCCGGACCUAGACGAGCCCGAAAAAUCGUUCCUGGUCGUGUCAUUGGAUUUGUUGUCUGGACUGGCGCAGGGAUUGGGCAUGGGAUUGGAGUCUUUGAUUUCGCAGAUGCAACCAAGCCUCUUCCAGUUGCUUACCGUAUGCCUCAAGCACCCACAAGCCCCCGUCCGGCAAUCCGCUUACGCUCUUGUUGGUGACCUCGCCAUGGGCUGCUUCACCUUGUUGCGUCCUCACCUUCCAGCGAUCAUGAACGAGCUCAUCCAGCAACUGGAUCCUGAGCCUAAGGUUGAGUUUAUCAGCGCGUGCAAUAAUGCUGCCUGGUCAGUGGGUGAAGUUGCCCUGCGUUACGGGCGAGACGAUGCGGAAUUCCAGCAGUGGGUGAACCCACUUAUAUCCCGCCUCAUUCCUAUCUUGUUGCAUCCCAAAGCCCCACGAAGUCUCCAUGAGAACGCUGCUGUAUCCAUUGGUCGAAUUGGCCUUAUGCACCCGGUCGUUGUGGCACCCCUCUUACCCGAAUUUGCCCAGGCUUGGUGCCAAGCGUUGUACGAGAUCCGAGACAACGAGGAAAAAGAUUCUGCUUUCCGGGGCAUCUGCACACUUGUUCAGGUCAACCCGGCUGGCAUUGCCAAGAGUUUAUUGUGGUUCUGUAAUGCGAUAGUGCGGUGGAACAACCCUUCGCCAGAACUUAACGCGAUGUUCGCGCAGCUCUUGACUGGUCUCAGGAACCAUGAUCCCAACGGAUGGAGAGCCCAGGUCGCCACGUUCCCUCCUACUAUUCAAGAACGCCUCGCUGCACGCUACGGGGUCUAAGUGAAACCUCCAAUUAUGCGUCCCAUAACCAUGUAUGAAAAUUUGGAUACCUUUGACCAGGGUGUCCCUGUUCAUCUUUGUAUAUCGGCAUCUGCCCAUCUUAUCUGUGUGACGCUGUAACCUGCCUUCAUCUUUUCUUCUUACGUACCGGUAGCAGUAGCAUCGUUCAUUUCCCUUGCCUCGUUUCUUUCGCAACGUCAGUUUUUCUGUAGUUACAACUCACCCACAUUUCCUCCUUCCAAUUGGGUUACUCGUUUACGGUUCUGUCGAAGGAAGAAGGAAGGGGGUAGUACCACUUGAUAUCACUGAUACGACCUGGCAUGACCACUCUUUGCUUGUAUAUUGGCCCAUUUUUCUUUACGUAGUAGUACUAGUAGUUAGUUAGCCUUUUCCCGCACACUCAUUGAACUUCAGUAGAUAGGAAGUAGAUACAACAAUAUUGCAGAGUACAAUUUCAUUGGCGCAACUUAUCAUAUCGAUUGAUCACCCCACG
Messenger RNA from Pisolithus orientalis, 3360 nucleotides. Its product is annotated as armadillo-type protein. The transcript is spliced from 9 exons. Gene Ontology annotation, molecular function: nuclear import signal receptor activity. Bases 114 to 2867 code for a protein of 917 amino acids. Lineage: Eukaryota; Fungi; Basidiomycota; Agaricomycetes; Boletales; Pisolithaceae. The record is from RefSeq and is a predicted model, not a curated record. Gene Ontology annotation, biological process: protein import into nucleus. Gene Ontology annotation, cellular component: nucleus; cytoplasm.